Messenger RNA from Drosophila subpulchrella, 3861 nucleotides. RefSeq names its product D(2) dopamine receptor. The transcript has 5 exons. Gene Ontology annotation, biological process: adenylate cyclase-activating adrenergic receptor signaling pathway. NCBI's taxonomy places the organism in Eukaryota, Metazoa, Arthropoda, Insecta, Diptera, Drosophilidae. Gene Ontology annotation, molecular function: G protein-coupled receptor activity. The record is from RefSeq and is a predicted model, not a curated record. Bases 1 to 1935 code for a protein of 644 amino acids. Gene Ontology annotation, cellular component: membrane.
AUGGCUAUCAACUUGCAACUGAAUAAUUCAAGCGCCAUUUAUCCAACGCUCAUGUAUGUGGCGGCCUCCUCCCUAAGGGGACUGGGAUUGGGAUUGGGCCAGGGUCAGGGACAGGGAUCGGGUCUGGCGGAAAACAUAUCCAUCGUUUACGAUGCGGAUGCGACCAAUGGGACAGGAAGUGCAUUCCCCAAUGGGACCGCUGGCGGCACGGAUGCAGUGGCUCUCACCGAACCAGGACCCACGGCUCCAGUGACCACAUUUAAUUACUACAACGAGUCGGCGGCGGCCGCCGAGUGGGCCCACUUCUACGAUCUGGUUCUGUCCUGGCAGGGCAUAAUCCUGAUAGCCGUCUUUGCCACCUUCAUUGUGGUCACCGUCAUCGGGAACACGCUGGUCAUACUGGCCAUCCUGACCACCCGACGCCUCCGCACCAUCACCAACUGCUUUGUGAUGAGCCUGGCGGUGGCCGACCUUCUCGUGGGCAUCUUCGUAAUGCCCCCCGCCGUCGCCGUCCAUCUCAUAGGCUCGUGGCAACUGGGCUGGGUGCUCUGCGACAUUUGGAUCUCCCUCGACGUGCUCCUCUGCACGGCCUCGAUUCUCAGUCUGUGCGCCAUCAGCGUGGACAGAUAUUUGGCCGUCACCAGGCCGCUCACGUACUCCCGUAAACGGCGCUCGAAACGAUUGGCCCUAAUCAUGAUCCUAAUUGUCUGGCUGCUGGCCCUGGCCAUCACCUGUCCGCCCAUUCUGGGAUGGUACGAGCCGGGACGAAGGGACCUGCGGGAGUGCCGGUACAACCAAAACGAGGGCUACGUCAUCUUCUCGGCCAUGGGCUCCUUCUUCAUACCCAUGGCAGUGAUGAUUUAUGUGUAUGCAAGAAUUUCCUGUGUCAUUGCAUCCAGGCACGACAAUAUGACCGACAUAAGUGUUCACAACAAGAAAUUCAAGCGCUACACGGCGGCGGACGUGGAGAACGAGUUGUCGGAGCAGGAGCAGCACAGUUCGGUGGGCCAGCGCCAGAGGCAGGCCACCUCGAGGACCUUCUCCAACCAGACGAUAGCCAAGGAGCUGCACGACAUGAUGCUGAGCGACAGCGAUAAUUGUCCAGGAGGUGGAGGAGGAGGAGGAGGAGCGACCAUAACCACCACUGGAGGCACAGGCUCAGCCACCGGCACCCACUGUCAAUCCCUGCUGGCCCUGCCCUCCUCCGGCGGUGGAGGAGGAGGAGGAGGAGCCUCCACCUUGGGCUGCCCCAAGAAUGGCUGCUACGAACUCACACGACCUCACUCGCUGAAGCGCACUUCCACCGCCUCGACGACCAUUACCACAAUGACCAGUGGCAUGGGGCCGGGCAGCAGUCUCCUGGAUGCCCAAUGGCAAUCCCAGCCGCCGGGUGGCCCCAGCCAGGGCCAGAUCCAAACCCACUCUCUUAGCCAGCCAACGCGACCGCACAGCUUUCGGCAUUCGCAUGGGGAGCGGGACAGGGAUAGGGACAGGGAUAAGGAUCGAUUGAGGAGCCAUCACCAUCAUCAUCCUCAUUACCAUCACCAGGCGAGCGUGACCGCCACAUCAAGCAGCGGUGCUGGCCACCAAACCACCAAUGCCAACAAAUCGCUGUCCAAUCGGAUUACCUCGCUGAAGAAGGAGAACAAGACCACUCAGACUUUGAGUAUUGUUGUGGGCGGCUUCAUCGCCUGCUGGCUGCCCUUCUUCGUCAACUAUCUGAUCACCCCAUUUCUGGCCGAGCACCAGGCCAGCCAAAUGCUGGCCAAGGCCCUCACCUGGCUGGGAUGGUUCAACAGCGCCAUCAAUCCCUUCAUCUACGCCUUCUACAGCGUCGACUUCCGGGCGGCCUUCUGGCGCCUCACCUGCAAGAGGUUCUUCAGCGCCGGCCAAAAGCCCCAGUUCCCCACGAACACCAUGUCCAUCAGGCGAUAGAGCCCCCCAUAUCCCAUCAGCCAUAUAGCUACUAAAAUAGAAAAACAACCCUCUCAACACAAGCCCUGAACAAAUUUACCCUCGCAUAACAUAUUAUUAACUUAUUCAUUAACUUUAGGCGACGUCAUAAGGUGUGGUCCCUAAUUGCACCACCAGUCCAAGUGUAAUUGUUCUCUAGUUUCUCGUAUAAUUUAUUUUAUCGUCAGGGUUUGCUUCCGAUUCUGGAUCAUUUUGCCACUUAAGAGACGACCGUCGUCCACCAGGAAAUAUUCCACUGGUUUCAGUUGACCUUUUAGAAAUGCCACAACAUCCAAAGUUUAACUUCCACAGGAAAAUAUUGCAAAGAUUAUGAUAUGUAACUUUUAAUAGUCUGAGUAAUAUGAAGAGGUUUAAAAAAUUAAUUUAUUUUUAAUCAGGAAAUAUUUAUAUUUCGUGUUAUAUUGACUAUUUCUAACCCUUAGUUAGGCAUUCGUUUGGGAACGAUAUACUAUAUCUUAUUUCAUAUAGAUUAUUCUAGUUCAAAAAAUUAAUUCCAAAGAUCUGAAAUAUUCCUAUCAAAAGAGGUAGUAAGAAAACUUUAUAUAUUGACUCAUAGAGACUUUACUUCCUGCAACACAGUAUUGUCUUACUGAAGUUCGGCUCAAGGAGGUUGGACUGUAUCAAGAAAGUUAUACUUACAUAUAUGCAACUGCAGGCCGUGGUUUCAAGGUAUUUCUGCAUGCGGAAAACGUUGAAAAUCUGAUACGCGGCAGCACGUAUCGAUUUAGUAAUUUCCGCGAGACUUUUCCGCUCAGCGGGCGGCGCCUGUAAAAUGGCAACAUUUGCCUUGGAUGUUGGCUUUUUGCUGGGGCGCCAAGACAGCCCGAGUUGGCCAAUGGCACAGACAGUUUAGAUGGAUGAGAAAACUUGUUUAUAUGGCUCACCGAAAUUGCGCACAUUGCUCAUACUCUAAAAUUCAGCCGCGUGCUUGUGGGACGGUUACCUUUUUUGGUGGUAUUGCUGUGGUGGUGACCCCGACCGACCCUGUCCGAGUGAGUUCCGCAUUCCCUUUGGCCAUUUACGAUGCAACUCGCUGCUAUCUCACUUAAAUUUAGUGCAGUCAUAUAUGAUAGCUGGGUACCAUAAACCAUAAGCCGUAUAUUAGAGAUACGAGCCGAUUGAUUUAGAUGAACAGGAACUGAAAUCAGUGGAAUAUUUUAGGUGGAUCAAGUCGAGAAUUAGCUUUAAUCAGCUUUAUCGGAAUGCCAGUUAAAAACAGUUACUGUGAUUUAGUUUAUAGUUGAAGUCGGCUGGAGCUUCAAGAGUUUUCCUUUAGUCUUAAACAAAAAAAAAGCAGAGUGUGUGACUGUAAGCGAAUGUGCGAAUGAGGUGUAGUACCGUCUAGUAUAAUUUAAGGCAUAAUUUAUUCAGGCCAUCAACAGCUUAGCUAACCCAGAAAGUAGGUCUAAAUUUCGUGUUGUACCAAGCAAUCUACAUUUUGUAAACUCCAUCCAUUGCCGGCGGUGGUGUGAAGUGAAGUCAUAAGCGCAAUCAAUGGGAUGGCAAUCAAUGCUACGACAUAGGGAUUAAGUCAGGUGCUCAUCAUCAUCAGCGUGUACUGUAUGCUGUACCCCAACCCAUCACUGGUGUCAGUACCUUCAAUCCUUCUGAAUUUCUGAAUUUUAGCUCUCACAUGUCUGGGCCUAACAAGUCAAACAGAUGCUCCGGGUGAGUGGGCUUCCGAUUCCGACGUACCCGUCGAAAAAGCAAACACGGCGGAUGGAGCUCAUCAUCGCACAGCCCUCAUAUCAUCUCCCCCUUUUUCAUUCCGGUUGAUAUCAUAUACAUAAUCCGCAUAAUCUGCAUAUAUAUUAAUAGUUGUAUGUACGAACAGCAUUUUUUGGAACCGAACAAAUAAAUAGACAAUUUGCAAAAAGACAAAAGUUC